GAAUUCUCAUGUUAGUAGAUAUAUUUAGAUUGGGAUUAUCUUCAAGGAGUCCCCGAUGGAUCAAAUUCUUCUUUGAGUUUAUUAUUUCUACCUAUUUAUCGGUGGUCUACGUUCUGGAGACUGCUUUCUCAGUUUCAGGACCACCCCUUCAAAGCUUCCCUUCCUCCGCGCACCAUCUCAGAGGCUGUGCACGCGUGGUGAAAAUUGAAAUAUACAGCCGAAAGGUCAAACAAAUUUUCUUGAGUGGAACAAGACUCUGAUUUCGGUUCCAUUCUGCAUCCACCGAGGCAGCAUAUAUGAUAUAUCCCUCCCUGCUACUACAUAUGUAUAUAUAUAUAUGUACUGCGUAGAAAUCUGCAGACGGCCCACAUUCCCUUUCUCAAGAAAGGCAAUAAAAGGAGAGAUGGCCAACAGGAUCCCUCGGUCUAGCUCCUGCUUCUUCAUCUUUCUGUUAUUACCGUUGCUCUUACAGUUUUGUUCUGGGAAAAGUGAUCUCCAAUUAAACUACUACUCAGAAAGUUGCCCAAGGGCUGAAGAGAUCAUCAAAGAGCAAGUCGUCAACCUGUACCACAAGCAUGGAAAUACUGCAAUUUCGUGGGUCAGAAAUAUAUUCCAUGAUUGCAUGGUUAAGUCAUGCGAUGCGUCGCUUCUGCUGGACAACGCCCCUGGCAUGGAGUCUGAGAAGAACUCAGCGAGGAGCUUUGGAAUGAGAAACUUCAAGUACAUAAACACAAUUAAGCAGGCCCUGGAAAGUGAAUGCCCCGGUACAGUUUCUUGUGCUGAUAUCGUCGCUCUCUCUGCAAGGGAUGGCGUCGUUUUGUUGGGAGGGCCAGAAAUUGAGAUGAAAACCGGGAGGAAAGACAGCAAAGUCAGUCAUGCGGCGGACGUUGACAGCCUUAUUCCUAACCAUAACGAUAGCAUGUCUUCAGUUCUUUCGCGCUUUCAGUCGGUUGGGAUCGAUGCAGAAGGAACUGUUGCUUUACUAGGCGGUCACUCAGUGGGGCGAAUUCAUUGCAUCAAUUUUGUGGACAGACUCUAUCCAAACGCUGACCCGACCCUUAACCCUGCUCAUGUUGAAUACCUCAAACGUCGAUGCCCCUCUCCAAAACCAGACCCCAAGGCGGUGGAGUAUUCCAGAGAUGAUCUUGCAACGCCCAUGGUGCUCGAUAACUUAUAUUACAAGAGCAUCUUGGACGGCAAAGGGCUCCUGAUAGUCGAUCAAGAAUUGGCUUCGGAUCCUUUGACGUCUCCUUUUGUCCAGAAGAUGGCUGCUGACAAUGACUACUUCCACGACCAGUUUUCAAGGGCUCUGCUGAUUUUGUCCGAGAAUAAUCCCCUUCUCAAUGAUGAGGGAGAGAUAAGAAAGGAUUGUCGCUUUGCUAACAAGAAGUAAUCAUGUUUAUGGAUACGACCAAGUAGAAACAAACUCUUUUGUGAGGAUUAAUGGGAGCCAAUUACUUCCUGGAUAUUAUUAGAAGUUGACUCUGUAUUUCCCUUUUGCAGAGAUUAAGAUGUAGGAAUAUUUACUCUUUCUUGUUUGGGUCAUGUCAAUUUGCGAAGGAAUUUUCAAUUCGCGUUAACCAUC
This is a messenger RNA of Coffea arabica (coffee), 1585 nucleotides long. RefSeq names its product peroxidase 21. Gene Ontology annotation, molecular function: heme binding; peroxidase activity. The record is from RefSeq and is a predicted model, not a curated record. Gene Ontology annotation, biological process: hydrogen peroxide catabolic process; response to oxidative stress. NCBI's taxonomy places the organism in Eukaryota, Viridiplantae, Streptophyta, Magnoliopsida, Gentianales, Rubiaceae.